AAGGCCCUCAUUCCCCGCCCCGUCGUUUGUCAGCACUCCUCUGCAGUUCGGCUAUAUCUGAGGGAAGUGUUCGCAGUGACAGGAAAUGUGCGAGCGAGUAGGAAGGGGAGGGCUGCGGCGCCGCGCACACAACAGCCCUGCUGAGACCUCAAUGAAACCCAACGUGACCGAGUCAGGAGAAUGGACAGGCCCCGCCGGCUCCUGCUGGAUAGUUCUGGAGAGCUGACCCAGAGUGCCGAUGACGACUGUUUACUGGACGCCCCUCUCCUACCGUCACAGAAACUUCAUUCUGAUAUCCGACCGUUGUUCUACCCUGUCCCUACAGUCACGGUCAGCGUUAUUCUUCUACUAGUACAGGUGGCAUUUGUAGCUCUGACCUGUGUAGCUGUAGUUUUAUGUAUAUCUAAUGGUGAAGAAGACCUAUGCAAGCCGUAUAUAGCACCAUUCAAUCUGACUACCACUGUGGUCAUUGCUAAAGUCAGUCUGUGGCUGCUUUAUGUGGUCUAUGAGCGUUUCAUUCAGCACCAGCACAGCAAAGUGAAAAACCAAGGCUAUCUUUCCUUCUACCGGUCAACAAAGUGCAUCAAGACCCUACCCCUGAUUAUUCACUCAACAGGCAAUGCGGCUGUAAAUGUGAUAAUCUCAGUCAGGGAUUCCUUUGGUUACAGUGAUCUCUAUAUCUAUCUCAUCCUGAGUGUCCUUAUACUGGAGCUGAUCCUAUCUGUGCUAUUCCUCCUCAUGUACACAGUGCGGAUAUACAAGUUCAAUAGAAUUAUGCCUAGACCAGAUAUUAUUGAAGAGGAGCAAAUACAUGCAUUUAAAGGUCACAUCCAACCAGGAAUUGGAUUCAGGGAAGGAACAAGCCUAGAAGAUGUGGUUGAAAAACAGGGAGAUACCAUAGAAUAUCUACAGCGUCACAACGCACUGCUUAGUCAACAGCUUCUGGCUCUUACAGCACAGCAGACACAGCAGCAAUGCAGAAUAGCGGAAAAUCAAGGAGUGUGACUCUGACAAAGGGCUCAUUCACACGACCAUGGUUUGGUUCCGCAUCCGAGCCGCAUUUUUUGCGGCUCGGGUACGGACCCAUUCACUUCAAUAGGGCUGCAAAAGAU
This is a messenger RNA of Bufo bufo (common toad), 1112 nucleotides long. It is a transcript of the gene TMEM192, whose product is annotated as transmembrane protein 192. The transcript has 6 exons. The record is from RefSeq and is a predicted model, not a curated record. Gene Ontology annotation, cellular component: late endosome; lysosomal membrane. Bases 181 to 1005 code for a protein of 274 amino acids. NCBI's taxonomy places the organism in Eukaryota, Metazoa, Chordata, Amphibia, Anura, Bufonidae.